CUUACCUAAAACAUCUUAUUUAAAUAUUAAUUUAACAACAGGAAUAAUUCAAACAACAAAAAAUUCAUUUGAUUAUGAAUUAAUUCAAACAUAUUCAUCAUUAAUAAUAGCUUGUGAUAAUAUUAAUUCAUUACCAUCAUUAUGUUGUUAUUUAAAAUUAAAUAUAAAUAUAAUUGAUAUUAAUGAUAAUUUACCUUAUUUAAUUUAUCCAUCAUCAAUAAAUGAUAUAUUUAUUAUUAAUUAUACAAAUAAAACAAUGCCACGUUUAAAAGCAUUUGAUAAUGAUAUUGAUUCAAAAAAUAAUUUUAUAUCUUAUUCUAUUAUUGGUGGUUCAUUAAAUUCAUCAAUAAAUAUUGAUUAUCUUUCUGGUCAAUUAUAUCUUUUAUCAACAUCAAUACUUCCACUUUAUGGUACUCUUAUUAUUUCACUUUCUUAUCAAACAAAUAUUCAAUUAACAUUACUUAUUCAUGAUAAUCAAACUGAUCCACAAAAAUUUUUAAUAUCAAUUCAACAAUAUUCAUUUUCAUCACAAUUAUUUUAUUUUAUUUCUUUUAUUUUAAUUAUUAUUAUAAGUUUUUUUCUUAUUAUCAUUUUUCUUAGUUUUUACUUUUUUAAACAAAAACAUAAUUAUCAACAAAAACAAAAACAUGAUGAUGAUCCAUUAAUGAAUACACCAUCAACAACAACACUUUCUGCUCGAUCAAUAUUAGCAACAACAACAACAAUUAAUAAAAAAAUCUAUGAUACUUAUUAUUCAUUUGGAGAUAGUGUUACUCAUGAUAUUAUUCAUGUUUAA
Messenger RNA from Rotaria sordida, 796 nucleotides. Lineage: Eukaryota; Metazoa; Rotifera; Eurotatoria; Philodinida; Philodinidae. The record is from the annotation of a GenBank genome assembly.